Exophiala viscosa is the source of this 3283-nucleotide messenger RNA. RefSeq names its product ATP-dependent RNA helicase. Gene Ontology annotation, biological process: positive regulation of transcription by RNA polymerase I. The record is from RefSeq and is a predicted model, not a curated record. Gene Ontology annotation, cellular component: nucleolus; intracellular anatomical structure. NCBI's taxonomy places the organism in Eukaryota, Fungi, Ascomycota, Eurotiomycetes, Chaetothyriales, Herpotrichiellaceae. The coding region runs from base 273 to 2885 and encodes 870 amino acids. The transcript has a single exon. Gene Ontology annotation, molecular function: ATP binding; double-stranded RNA binding; helicase activity.
UCAAGUGAUGUCAGACUCUGAGUGUAUCGAUACAUUCGGAAGCAAGGGUAGGUAUAGGUAGUACGGCUCGAGUGCCAGACGAGGCUGAAAUGUCGCCAAGCCUUGUGGGGAAUCUCAAAGUCUAAAGACGAGGCUCUGUCUAGCAGUUUUCCGUGACCGGAAUAUUUCCUCACGAUCUUGCCACUGAUUCUGCCUUUACGAUAUCAGGGAUCUAGAACUCGCUGUGAGGGUCGGUGCUCCCAUGAUGACAGGGUAGUGUACUUCUCAGAAACAUGUCGAAAGAAAAAGGUGCAAAUUCUGCACUGGGAUCAUCCCCAGUUCAACAAAGUCCCAAGGAACCAAAAGGAUUGAAGAGAUCCGCAGCAGAGGCAUUCAUCAACAAGCCUCAUUUAGUCGGGAAGAAGUUGAAUGCUCAUCGUCGCGAUGCUGCGCGUGGGGUAUCGGUGGGCAAGACUGUCCUCUUUCAUGAGUCAGGCGAAAACAAGCAUGAGGUUGCUCUUAGCCAACAGCAGAGAUCCAAGCCGAAUCUGAGGGAAAGAGCCCGGGAUUUGCUCUCGGUCAGGCAACAAUUACCGAUCUAUAAGCAUGCAGAUCAGAUUAAACAGGAAGUCAGAGAGCAUGAAGUUUUACUCCUUGUCGGAGAGACGGGUUCCGGUAAAUCAACUCAAAUCCCACAAUUUCUGGUGACGGAACCGUGGUGCAAAAGGAAGACGACCCAGGGAGGCGCGAACGUGGGCGGGUGCAUCGCCAUCACUCAACCACGAAGGGUCGCAGCCAUCUCUUUGGCUCGACGAGUUGCAGAAGAAAUGGGAACUCCGCUGGGCAAUUCCAGUCCGGCUUCGCAGGUCGGAUACUCGGUCCGAUUUGAGAAUAGCACAAGUCCCUCAACAAGGAUCAAGUUCUUGACUGAGGGAAUGUUGCUACAGGAGAUGUUGCGCGACCCCUGGUUGAAAGAGUACUCCGCGGUGGUUGUUGACGAGGUCCACGAGCGCGGUGUGAACGUGGACCUGGUGCUCGGCUUCCUCAGGAGAAUGCAAGAUCUCAAGAGCAAAGAAGAUGGGAGAGGCGGUAUCGGGAUGAAGGUUGUCGUCAUGAGCGCAACAGCUGAUAUGGAGAAGAUCAGGGAUUUCUUCAACUCUACUUCUGCUGAAUCUCCGGCUAUUCAACAGGACGACCGUGUCGAAGAGGACUGGUCCGGAUUUGCUGACGGCGACAAUGACCACAAUGGCCAACAUGCUUCAAACACAACGAGUGGCACUCUUCAGGGUUCUGCCCUUGACAAGAAGCCUCCGAACGGUGUGGCCUCAGAAUCCGCCAUAAGAGCGACAUCCCUUUUGAUCAAAGGUCGCCAACACCCCGUCACAAUGAAUUAUGCACCAUCUCCAGUCCCCGACAUUCUGGACGCCGCGUAUCAACGCAUCAUGCACAUCCACUCCCACACUCCUCUGCCAGGCGACAUCCUGGUCUUCCUGACGGGUCAAGAAACAGUCGAAUCCCUCUCAAGCCUAUUGACAUCCUGGUCCGCAUCGAUUCAAAAGGACGCAACCCUCUCAAAGGCUCUCCCAAAACUGCUUAUUCUUCCGCUCUACGCCGCCCUGCCAUCCGCAAUGCAGCAGCGCGUCUUCCAAACCACCCCUCGAUUCACACGGAAGAUCAUUCUAGCAACUAAUAUCGCCGAAACCAGCAUCACAGUUCCGGGAAUUCGCUUCGUAAUCGACACAGGCAAAGCCAAACAACGUCUCUUCCGUCCAUCGCUCAACCUCGACACUCUCCUCACCGUCCCCAUCUCCCGCAGCUCCGCCAACCAACGUUCCGGCCGCGCCGGUCGAGACGCUCCCGGCACAGCAUACAGACUGUACACCGAGUCCGAUUUCUACCAACUAUCCCAGGACACCGAGCCAGAAAUUCUCCGGUGCGACCUAAGCCAGCUUGUCCUCACCCUGAAAGCCCACGGCAUCGACGACCUCCAAGCAUUCCCAUUCCUGACUAGACCGCCUCGCCGCGCCCUCGAGCGCGCAAUGAUCCACCUUCUGCAACUCUCAGCCCUUGACCCCUCCACUGGGCAAAUCACCACCCUAGGCCGUGACAUGAGCGUCCUCCCCCUCCCCGCGAGUCUCGCGCGCGUCCUCCUAGCCAGCGCUGAUCCACAAUUCUCCUGUACCGACGAAAUCAUCGACAUCGUCUCAGCCCUCAGCGUAGAGAGCAUCUUCCUCAACGUCCACCAAAGCCACAAGUCCACAGACACCUUACAGGACCCACUCGCACUUAGAUCCGAAUCCAAAUCCAAAACCUCCGACGCCUUAGGCGACUCCGAGAACGAACACGACUCCCGCGCAAGCCAGCAAGCUCAAGCCCGCCGCGCCCUCUACCGUCGCGAGGGAGACCACCUCACCCUCCUAGCAACAAUGCAAGCCUACGCCGCCGAACCCACCGACCGCAAAAGAUGGUGCGACGACCACGCCAUCUCGCACCGCGCCAUGACCGGCGCCCUCGACGUCCGCAAGCAACUCACCGGUAUAAUGCAGCGGCGGCAACACAUGGGCUCCAAGAGCACAAGCCUCACGAAUGAUAAGGAUGAUCACGACAAUGACCCUACCACCCUGCCCCAACGAGUCCUCAAGUGUAUCCUAACAGGCUUCCACCCCAACGUAGCCCGCCUCUCGAGCGACGGGUCUUACCGUACUCUCCUCACGAAUCAACCCGUGUCAAUACACCCGAGCAGCGUGCUCUUCUCUGCUCCAUCGUCCGACGGGUCACCAGCCGGAGCGCCGCGCAAAUUCGAGGCCAUAAUGUACAAUGAGUUCGUGUAUACAGGGACAAAGGCCUACGCGAGAGGUGUAAGUGCCGUGGAGAUGGGUUGGGUCAGUGAAGUGCUACGUCGUUAGCACCGUGGAAGAGACAUUACCCGCGCGGAUCGAACAAGAACAUAUGAUGGACUUGAUCUCCUUAUGAAUAGUGGUUGACGCGCGACUCGUGCGAGGAUCAGCUAUCACCAAUUCUGUGGCAUUAAAUCAAUCCUUUCGAAUUUGAAAUCCAGACGCUCUAUGUGCAUUGACCAUCCAUAGACAACUCAGAAGGUGCCCUCUUCAUCACCAACGGGUUGCAGGAACCCCACUGCAUCACCGUCAUCUUCACCCACAAAAUGGAUGGCACGCGUGAUCGUGAACGACAACAUACUUCCGGAAAGGACAGAUAUGAAAACACCAAACCAGAACUGCUCAAACCAGGGGCAUGAGGCCUGGCGACAAAAAGGUUCCCUUCCACUUGAAGGUCACGGCUGCAG